AUGGCUUUAACCAGCCGAUGCCGGCUCCGAGGUCGCAGGAUCCCAACCGAAGCGGAGUGCGGGAAAAUAAUGUCGUCCCGCUCGGACAGAGUCCGUCACAGUCAGAGAAAGGAGGACACAGCAGCAGCAUGGAGCACAUUUCACCGAGGCUCCUCAGAUAACAGAUGUGUGAAGGCAGACUGGAAACAGACCUGUAAUUUACACACCACCCCGGUCAGCGUUGAAGGCCGCUUGCUGUUGUUUUGGGAGGUUACCACGGUGACAGGCGAGCUGGAGGGCAGCAGGUUGUCGUCUGAAGCAGAUCUGACUCUGCUGGACUGUGCAGGAGCCCGAAUCUCCGGGUGUUGGUCGCUGAGGUCUGACCGCAGUGGGAGUGGGGAGGACUCGUUGGACCGGCUGCUGCCUCCAGCCGGGGCCCCUCGCAGGAAGAGCGCCACCUCCCUGAGUAAAACAGAGCCUCCCCUGCUGCGUACAGGCACCCGCACCAUCUACACCGCCGGCCGACCUCCCUGGUAUGACGAGCAUGGAGCUCAGUCCAAAGAGGCCUUUGUCAUCGGGUUGUGUGGGGGCAGCGCCUCGGGGAAGACCACCGUGGCCAAUAAGAUCAUCGAGGCUCUCGAUGUGCCGUGGGUUGUGCUCUUGUCUAUGGAUUCUUUCUACAAGGUUUUAUCCCCCGAGGAGCAGGCCCUGGCAGCAAAGAACGACUACAACUUCGACCAUCCGGGGGCCUUUGACUUUGAGCUGCUGGUUGCCACCCUGCGGAAACUGAAACAGGGCAAAAGUGUGAAGAUCCCAGUGUACGACUUCACCACGCACAGGAGACAGAAAGACUGGAAAAAUGUGUACGGUGCCAGUGUAAUCAUUUUUGAAGGAAUUAUGUCCUUUGCGGACAAAGAGCUGCUUCAGCUCCUGGAUAUGAAAAUCUUUGUGGACACAGACUCAGACAUUCGGCUCGUCCGCCGGCUCCGCAGGGACAUCACAGAGCGCGGACGGGACAUUGAAGGCGUCAUCAAGCAGUACAACAAGUUUGUGAAGCCGGCCUUUGAGCAGUACAUCGAGCCGACCAUGAGGCUGGCUGAUAUCGUGGUGCCAAGAGGCGGUGGGAACAUGGUGGCCAUUGAUCUGAUAGUGCAGCAUGUUCACAGUCAGCUGGAGGAGCGUGAGCUCAGUGUCAGGGCACUCCUGGCUUCUGCCCAGCAGACGCAGCCGCUGCCUCAGACGCUCAGCGUGCUGGAGAGCACGCCACAGGUCCGAGGCCUGCACACCAUCAUCAGGAACAAAGAAACCAGUCGAGACGAGUUCAUUUUCUACUCAAAGAGAUUAAUGCGGCUUCUCAUAGAACAUGCGCUGACAUUUCUACCAUCUCAGCGCUGCGUGGUUCAGACUCCACAGGGCAAUGAGUACGAGGGCCGCAGUUACAACGGGAAAGGGAUCACCGGUGUGUCGAUCCUGCGGGCGGGAGAGACCAUGGAGCCUGCCCUGAGGGCCGUGUGCAAGGACGUCCGCAUCGGCAAGAUCCUCAUCCAGACCAACCUCGACUCAGGCGAACCGGAGCUGCAUUACCUGCGUCUGCCCAAAGACAUCAGUGAAGAUCAUGUCAUCCUAAUGGACAGCACAGUCUCCACCGGCGCUGCUGCCAUGAUGGCAGUACGAGUCCUAUUGGAUCAUGAGGUGCAGGAGGAUAAGAUCGUGUUGGUGUCGCUGCUGAUGGCAGAGCUCGGGGUGCACUCUGUGGCCUACGCCUUCCCAAAGGUCAAAAUCAUCACCACUGCUGUGGACAAGAGCCUGGACGAUUUUUUACAUGUAAUUCCUGGUAUCGGGGACUUUGGGGAUCGGUACUUUGGGACGGACGGCACCGACAGCUGGAGCGACGAGGAGGACCAGGAGCAGCCUUCGUACUGA
Stegastes partitus (bicolor damselfish) is the source of this 1902-nucleotide messenger RNA. RefSeq names its product uridine-cytidine kinase-like 1. The transcript has 16 exons. Gene Ontology annotation, molecular function: kinase activity; ATP binding. Lineage: Eukaryota; Metazoa; Chordata; Actinopteri; Pomacentridae. The coding region runs from base 1 to 1902 and encodes 633 amino acids. The record is from RefSeq and is a predicted model, not a curated record.